GAAGAAAGCACAGUCUCAUUCGCUCGUUGUUUGCAUCUGAACUAACACAGACCACGAUGAACUCGCUGGUGGUGUUGCUUUCCGUGGUGGCGUUGGCCGCAGCCUCGCCGACUGGCCUUCUGUUGGCUCCAUCAGCCAUCGUUGCUCCUGCAGCUGUAUCGCACCAGUCACGCAUUGACAUCCAAUCAUCUCCAGCUGUAGUGAGCACCUACGCGUCGGCGCCCAUCGCCACCGCUGCCAUCGCGACUCCGGCGUUCUACGCGGCUCCUGCCGCUAUCGCCGCUCCCGCCCUGGUUGGUGCCCACCUCAUCCACAAGCGGUCGGCUCCUCUCAUCGCGGCCCCAGCUUUGACCAGCUACGUGGCAUCUCCCGCGAUCACGACCUACGCGUCUGCUCCGAUCGCCACCGCCGCCAUUGCUGCUCCUGGAUUGGCUUUGGCCGCACCUACUGUCAUCAAGUCCGCCAUCGCCGCCACAGUUGCCUACGCCGCGCCCGCAGCCAUCGCCGCUCCUGCCGCUGUGUCGCACCAGUCCCGCAUUGAUAUCAAAUCCUCCCCAGCUGUAGUGAGCACUUACGCGUCUGCACCCAUCGCGGCUGCUGCCAUCGCUGCUCCAGCCGUCUACCCUGCUCCUGCUGCCAUCGCCGCACCUGUUGCGAUCGCCGCUCCUUCUGUGCCCCUCGACACACCUGAGGUCAUCGCCGCCCGUGCUGCUCACUUUCAGGCUAAGGCUCUGGCUGGUGCUCACCUCAUCCACAAGCGGUCAGCUCCUCUCAUCGCUGCUCCAGCUUUGACCACCUACGUGUCGUCUCCCGCGAUCACCACCUACUCGGCUGCCCCCGUCGUGCACUCGGCUCCCCUUGUCCAAACCUACUCAUCCCCCAUCCUGAAGGCUUACAGCGUGCACCCAUGGUGAGCGCCACUACGGAAGCGAGGAGCUCAGCUCCUCGGUUCAGAACUGACAAAUGACUGAGAAACAGUCGUGUAAAUAAUAAAUAAAAUUUAUUAAAAAAA
This is a messenger RNA of Ostrinia nubilalis (European corn borer), 1012 nucleotides long. RefSeq names its product cuticle protein 16.5-like. The coding region runs from base 57 to 914 and encodes 285 amino acids. NCBI's taxonomy places the organism in Eukaryota, Metazoa, Arthropoda, Insecta, Lepidoptera, Crambidae. The transcript has a single exon. The record is from RefSeq and is a predicted model, not a curated record.